Adineta ricciae is the source of this 531-nucleotide messenger RNA. Lineage: Eukaryota; Metazoa; Rotifera; Eurotatoria; Adinetida; Adinetidae. The record is from the annotation of a GenBank genome assembly.
AUGACAUACAAGAGACCAUUCGAUGAUGAAAUCGACAUGCUUUCAUUACGAGAAGAAUUUCUCGUUUAUCUCCAUCAAUCGGAGUCCUGUGAACAAUUCUACAACUACAUGAAAUCCGAACAAUUAGCUCCUGUUUUGGAGUUCUACUUAGCGUGUGAUGGAUUAAAGAACUUAACCGACGAAAACAAAAGUCAACGCACAAUUAUUGACUUGAUCUACAAACAUUACUUAUCCACUGGUAAAUCACUAGCAUCAAAGCAAUUCUCUCUUCCGUAUGAUUUACUUCACUCGAUUAAACAACGAUUGAUCAAACGGGAGUAUUAUUCGACAUUUUACGAACAUGCUCAAGAAUACGUUCUCAAAUAUAUGUUACAAAUGUGUUAUCCAAAAUUUCUGGUCGAACAACACAAUGCAUCGGUUAAAAAACGGCAAGCAACUGAUUCUUCGAGAUUCACUCCAAUGCAUCGAUGUUGUAUAACAACGAAGAAGAAAGACGUUUUCGAUAAAUUCAAGCAACAAACGAAUAAGUAA